Messenger RNA from Ascoidea rubescens DSM 1968, 1144 nucleotides. RefSeq lists its product as uncharacterized. NCBI's taxonomy places the organism in Eukaryota, Fungi, Ascomycota, Saccharomycetes, Ascoideales, Ascoideaceae. The transcript has a single exon. The record is from RefSeq and is a predicted model, not a curated record. Gene Ontology annotation, biological process: retrograde transport, endosome to Golgi; intracellular protein transport. Gene Ontology annotation, cellular component: Golgi membrane; cytosol; Ric1-Rgp1 guanyl-nucleotide exchange factor complex. The annotation marks the transcript as partial.
GAGUUUUGUAACAACACUCCAUUGACUGGCACUGAUCUAUCCUGUUUUUCCAUGAUUUGGCCUGAAUCUGCUCCUUCUAUUGUUGACAUCCCAUCUCUUCCUUCUUCUUACCACUCUCGAAAUGAUGUUUUGAUUAAAAUAUCACUAAACAAACUCAGUUCGUUUCUCCCUUUUGUAGUCAUUUCAAAGACUAACCUCUAUUUGUACAAUGCUAGUCCAAUAGUUCUAACUUCAGCUUAUACGAGAUCAAAGGAAUCGCUCGACUUAUAUGGUGACAACCACUCUUUAAAGUGCUCAAAUGAUGGAUCGUUAAUCUUUGUUCAAACUUCAAAGGGCUUUCUUUUAAUCUUUUCAAUUUUAUCUAAUUUUCCUGACUUUACAAAUUACCUCAAGAAUAAUGUAAAUCUGAAUUUUGACUCACAUUCUGAUUCUGAUUCUGAUUCAGGUUAUAAUUUUCACAGCAACGCAUAUUCGGAUAAUAAUAAUAACAACAGCAAUAUUGAUUCAAACAAAACUCAAAAUUCUUUGAAUAUCACCUCAAAUAACCCUCAUUCAAACGAUGAUAAAGAUAAACUGGAAAAAUCUUCAAGCAUUUCAAAUAUUUUCAGCUCCUUUAUAAUUUCAAAUGAUUCUUCAUUGAACGAAAUUUAUUCAAUCUAUAAUACUCAAGACCAAUUGAUCCAAUUGGGUUUGCCUAUCACUCAACAUAAUAACCACCUUUUUUCAGGCUUUAGCAGUAAUUCUAAUGAUAACACUCAUUCUGCAAUUAAUAAUAAUAAUAAUAAUAAUAAUACUAAUAAUACUAAUAAUACUAAUAAUACUGAUAAUACUAAUCAUAAUAUUCAUACCAACAAAAACAGCAAUAAUUCUAACAAUAAUAAUCAUAAUCAUAAAAAUUAUUCAAAUGACAACUAUAAUGACAAUAAUUUCAAUGCCACCCAAUCAAGUCUAACUGAUAGUUUAAUAUAUGAUUAUAAUUUGAGAUUCAAUUUAAUUCUAAAAUUUCAAAAUAUACUACUAGACUUUAUUCCAUUAAACAAUUUUUUUCUUCUAUUAUUAAUCAAAACAAAGGACAAAAAUGUCAUUUUAUUUCAACUAAUCAAUCUAAACAAAAAUAAAAUCAAAAACUCUUUUAAUAACUCCU